Molecule: messenger RNA, 1074 nt
Organism: Photinus pyralis (common eastern firefly)
Lineage: Eukaryota; Metazoa; Arthropoda; Insecta; Coleoptera; Lampyridae
Product: JNK1/MAPK8-associated membrane protein-like
Exons: 4
Coding region: 81-980 (299 amino acids)
Biological process (GO): response to unfolded protein
Cellular component (GO): membrane
Molecular function (GO): ubiquitin protein ligase binding
Source: RefSeq, a predicted model, not a curated record
GCUGAUCGAAAUAUUUUGACAACCGAAAGGGAAGCACCUAACCUAAGUUUUUAUUUGAAAUGUAACCUCAUUAAACAAAAAUGAGAUGCCCAGGAUGGUAUUGUGGCAGAACACUGUUGGAAAAUGCCAGUUUAGGGGAGUGCGGGGCGUGCCCCAGGGGCUACCGAAGGAAUGACAGUACCUUUAUUUGCGAUCCGUGCACGGACAAUCCCUUGUUUUACGACUGGUUAUACUUGGGAUUCAUGGUUCUGUUAGCGCUAGUUCUGCAUUGGUUUUUUAUUGACCUCGUUGUAAUGCGACGAAAUUUCAACAAAGAAGUCAUUAUGCUACACUGUUCAGCGUUUAUUGAAAUAGUCUUGGCGUGCGUGUUAACUCUGUUGUCAACCGAACCGUUUGGUACGCUAACGAUACGUAGUUGUGCAGUCAGAAGCCUCUCCGAUUGGUAUACGUUACUUCAUAAUCCUCGUCCUAAUUACGAGAAAACGGUACACUGUACACAGGAGGCGGUUUAUCCGUUGUAUACAAUGGUGUUUGUGUUCUUUGCAUAUGCCCUAAUCUUGAUGCUUAUAUUGAGACCAUGGAUUUGCAAGAGAUGCUUGCCCAGACAGAGCAAGAUGUCGAUAUAUGCCGCAAUGUACUUUUUACCAAUACUCGCGCUCCUGCAAGCACUGAUCGGGGGUUUACUGUAUUACUCAUUUCCGUAUCUAAUCGUGGUCUUAUCGGUAAUAUCGUGCGCAGCACACUUUGCUGCUCAAAUAGACCAAACCGUACUCUCCCUCAUUAUAACAACGGUUGUGGAUUUGAGAAAUGUAAUCAUCCUCAUUGGCCAUUGGUGUUUACACGCAUAUGGUAUAAUUGCUAUAACACAGCUCACAAAUCCGACAUUACACGCCUUGUUGAUACUUCUAGUGCCACUACCUGCGUUAUUUUACAUACUUACGGCUAGGUUUACUGAUCCGUCGAGGUUCUUGCCAACUUAAAACAUGUUUUAUUGUUAUUAUUUGAAUCUUCAUUGGAACUAUUUAUUGUAAAUAUUUUUUUAAUUUUAAGCAUAAAAUAUACAUUCGUAACUUU